This is a messenger RNA of Pteronotus mesoamericanus, 2421 nucleotides long. It is a transcript of the gene THOP1, whose product is annotated as thimet oligopeptidase 1. NCBI's taxonomy places the organism in Eukaryota, Metazoa, Chordata, Mammalia, Chiroptera, Mormoopidae. The transcript has 14 exons. The record is from RefSeq and is a predicted model, not a curated record. The coding region runs from base 173 to 2365 and encodes 730 amino acids. Gene Ontology annotation, cellular component: mitochondrial intermembrane space. Gene Ontology annotation, biological process: peptide metabolic process; proteolysis. Gene Ontology annotation, molecular function: metalloendopeptidase activity.
CUCCGGCGCAAGCACCCUCCCAGCGUUCAGUGGGCGCGCGGGCGGCGGGCACCUUAGUCGCUACGGCAGCGUACGCUGAACGGACGGAGGCGGCUGUCCGCGGCAGCUGAGGCAGCCCCACGCGGACUAGGUAGAGAGAGAGAGAGAGAUCGCAGGUGCACACCCUCCCGCCAUGAAGACCCCUGCAGCCUGUGCAGGAGACGCCCUGGACACAGCAGCCCCCUGCUCCGUGGUGAACUACCUGAGAUGGGACCUGAGCGCCCAACAAAUAGGGGAGCUCACGGCGGAGCUCAUGGAGCAGACCAAGCGCGUGUAUGACCAGGUGGGCUCCCAGAAGUUUGAGGAAGUGUCCUAUGAGAAUACACUUAAGGCACUGGCUGACGUGGAGGUGUUCUACACAGUUCAGCGGAAUAUCCUUGACUUCCCCCAGCACGUUUCUCCAUGUAAGGACAUUCGGACGGCCAGCACAGAGGCCGACAAGAAGCUGUCUGAGUUUGACGUGGAGAUGAGCAUGAGGCAGGAUGUGUACCAGAGGAUCGUCUGGCUGCAGGAAAAAGUUCAGAAGGACUCGCUGAGGCCAGAGGCAGCACGGUACCUGGAGCGGCUGAUCAAACUAGGCCGAAGGAACGGGCUCCACCUGCCGGAGGAAACUCAAGAAAAAAUCAAAGGCAUCAAAAAGAAGCUGAGUCUCCUGUGCAUUGACUUCAAUAAGAACCUGAACGAGGACACGACCUUCCUGCCCUUCACACGAGAGGAGCUGGGAGGGCUUCCUGAGGACUUCCUGAACUCGCUGGAAAAGACUGAGGAUGAGAAAUUCAAAGUCACCCUCAAGUACCCUCACUAUUUUCCUCUUCUGAAGAAAUGCCAUGUACCUGAGACCAGAAGGAAGGUGGAGGAGGCCUUCAAUUGUCGAUGCAAGGAGGAGAACUGUGCCAUCCUCAGGGAGCUGGUGACCCUGCGGGCCCAGAAAUCCAGCCUGCUGGGCUUCAGCACGCACGCCGACUACGUCCUGGAGAUGAACAUGGCCAAGACCAGCCAGGAAGUGGCUACUUUCCUAGACGAACUGGCCCAGAAGCUGAAGCCCCUCGGAGAGAAGGAGCGGGCAGUGAUCCUGGAGCUGAAGAAGGCCGAAUGUGAGAAGAGGGGCCUGGACUUCGAUGGGCGGAUCAACGCCUGGGACAUGCGCUACUACAUGAACCAGGUGGAGGAGACGUGCUACAGCGUGGACCAGAACCUGCUCAAGGAGUACUUCCCCAUGCAGGUGGUCACCAGGGGGCUGCUGGGCAUCUAUGAGGAGCUGCUAGGACUGACCUUUGACCUGGAGGAGCACGCCGCUGUGUGGCAUGAAGAUGUGAAGCUGUACUCAGUGAGGGACACGUCCUCAGGGACAGUCGUUGGGAAGUUCUACCUGGACCUCUACCCGAGGGAAGGCAAGUAUGGGCAUGCAGCCUGCUUUGGCUUGCAGCCAGGCUGCCUGCGGCCGGACGGGAGCCGCCAGAUUGCCAUUGCGGCCAUGGUGGCCAACUUCACCAAGCCCACCCCGGACGCCCCCUCCCUGCUGCAGCACGAUGAAGUGGAGACCUACUUCCACGAGUUUGGGCACGUGAUGCACCAGCUGUGCUCUCAGGCGGAGUUCGCCAUGUUCAGUGGGACACACGUGGAGCGCGACUUUGUGGAGGCGCCUUCGCAGAUGCUGGAGAACUGGGUGUGGGAGAAGGAGCCGCUGCUCAGGAUGUCUCAGCACUACAGGACGGGCAGCGCCAUCCCCCAGGAGCUGCUCGAGAAGCUCAUCAAGUCCCGGCAGGCAAACACAGGUCUCUUCAACCUGCGCCAGAUUGUCCUGGCCAAGGUAGACCAGGCCCUGCACACGCAGAAGGCUGCAGACCCGGCCGAGGAGUACGCCCGCCUCUGCCAGGAGGUCCUCGGCGUCCCAGCCACGCCAGGAACCAACAUGCCUGCAACUUUCGGCCACCUGGCGGGAGGCUACGACGCGCAGUACUACGGCUACCUGUGGAGCGAGGUGUACUCCAUGGACAUGUUCCACACGCGCUUCAAGCAGGAGGGCGUCCUCAAUGGCAAGGUUGGCCUGGACUACAGAAACCGCAUCCUGAGACCAGGUGGCUCCCAGGAUGCCAGUGUCAUGCUGAAGCUCUUCCUGGGUCGUGACCCCAAGCAGGAUGCCUUCCUCCUGAGCAAAGGCCUGCAGCCAGUGUCCAUGACCCCGACUUGGUGGCCAGCCUGGGCUGAAGAGAGCUCGUCCUCAAGAUAUCUGGAAAGUGCUUGCGUCUGGUCAAGGCUUUCUCUUUGUUGCACUAAUACAGCUCCUUCCUGGGAAUUUGUCCUACGUAAGGGGCUGGUUCUUUGAAAUUCAGCCAUUAAAAAAGAAAAAAGACGCUGGCCUGUUCUCUGAUACCUGUCCCU